AUGGAAAAUUCUAAAAGCGAAAAAAAAGGAAAAGUAAUUAAGGGUAUUGAAAAAUCAUUGUUUGUUCACAAAGAUGAUAAACAAACUAUGGAUGCAAAAGGAGGAAUAAGAGCUCGAAAAUUAUUCAAACCUUUACCACCUGCAAAACAAAUUGAAGAGGAAGCCCUAGCAGCGAAAAAAGCCCAAGAACUAAAAGAACUUGAAGAAAAAGAAAGAGAAGAGGCUAGUUUAAAAGUUCAUGAAGAUUAUUGUGAAGAGGUUCACCGAGUUGCUUUUGAAUAUGAUAUCAAGUUAAUAGACCUUUUCGAUGAAAUGAUAAAUGUUGGAAUGGGAUCAGAGAUAAAUAAAAUAUUUGAAAAUAAUUUUUAUCCUAAAUUAGGACAACUUAUGCGUAGAGAUGUCACAGAUUUAGAUAAAAAAUUUAUUAUAUCUUCAUUGCUAGAUUCUAAUGUUAUGAAAUUAACAAAAAACCAAAUAUGUGGGCUUUCUGCUAAAGAAUAUUUUAAAAAUAUUGGAAAUCUCCUAUGGAGAGAAGUAAAAAAUUAUGAGGGAGAUGAAGUAAUGAUGGAAAAAAUAAAAACUCUUAUUAAGAGGAAGCUUGAAUUGACAGAACGUAUUAAUGAAUUAAAAAAUAAUAAAUAA
Molecule: messenger RNA, 642 nt
Organism: Strongyloides ratti
Lineage: Eukaryota; Metazoa; Nematoda; Chromadorea; Rhabditida; Strongyloididae
Exons: 1
Coding region: 1-642 (213 amino acids)
Source: RefSeq, a predicted model, not a curated record